Molecule: messenger RNA, 3741 nt
Organism: Ailuropoda melanoleuca (giant panda)
Lineage: Eukaryota; Metazoa; Chordata; Mammalia; Carnivora; Ursidae
Gene: EXOC3L2
Product: exocyst complex component 3 like 2
Exons: 12
Coding region: 39-2123 (694 amino acids)
Biological process (GO): exocyst localization; exocytosis
Cellular component (GO): exocyst
Molecular function (GO): SNARE binding
Source: RefSeq, a predicted model, not a curated record
UGGGGAGGUACCCAGCUGGCAGGUCCCCGCCUGUCAAAAUGCCCAUCCUGAAGAGUCUGGGGGUGGCAGACCCUAAGGUGCCCCGGGCGGGGACGCUGCCCCUGAGAUCUUCUCGGAACCCCUUUGAGGAAGUUCCAGGAUUGGAAGAAGAGGAGGUUGGGGAGCUGGGGACCCUGCCCAACGGAACAUCUUGUCGCCGCCGCGCCACCCUGGAGAAGCUGGCUGGCCUGGCCCCCUUCCGGUUGGGCUGGAGCCCUGGCCGGCGGGCGGGCAGCCCCGGAGACGGGCAGCCCCGCUCUUUCCUGGGCCGCAUGCUGACGCCGGGGAUACGCAGGAGCUCGGCAGAUUUUGGUCUCCUGGCCAGGCUUCAGGGGACCCGAGCCCAGGGCGACGAGGAGGCAGCUGGGGAGGCUGCCCGGAGACUGGCCUUCCUGAGACUGGGACGCGGGCCCAAGCCCCGCCGGGCGUCACUGGCCGAGAGGGUGGUGCCCGCAGGUGAGGCGGCUCCUGAGCCCCCGCCCAAGGUCCCAGAGCCCCCAAAGAUGAAGGAGCCUCUGUCAGGUGAGUUGGGAACCCCUGGCCAGACCUGGCCUCCACCUGUGACCCCACCUCCGUUCACUUCUCCAACCUCUGUCUGCCCAGCUCCAAAUGGGACACCAGUCUGCCCCCCUGGGGUCCUCAUCUCCAUCCCCAAGCCCCCCCCCCCCGCCCCGCUCCAGCUCCAGCUCCACACCCACCCCCAGUCCAUCCCACUCUCCACCAGCCGCCCCUAUUGGCUUCAACCUCACCCCCAGGGGGCCGCCGCCCGCCAGAGGCUGCCGCUGGCCGACCGCUACGCGCUGCUGCACUGGCACAACCAGGUGUACCCCAGAGAGGUCCUAGGGCUGGUGGACCUGGUAGCCCUGGAGAAUGGGGAGCUGGGACCCCUUCUGUCUCCCGGCACCCUGCGGGGCUUGGAGGAUGAAUGUGUCACAGACGUUAAGGCUCAGACGCGCGCUGCCCUGCUUCGGGUGCUGCAGGAGAAUGCGGAGUACUGGGGGAGCACGGAGGACCAGCCCAGCAGCCUGGCGCAGGAUGUGUGCGAGCUGCUGGAAGAGCAUACAGAGCGAGCACCCCGCAUCAGCCAGGAGUUUGGGGAGCGGAUGGCCCACUGUUGCCUGGGGGGGCUGGCGGAAUUCCUACAGAGCUUCCAGCAGCGGGUGGAGCGAUUCCACGAGCAUCCAGGAGUACGGGAGCUGCUACCUGACACCUACAUCAGCAGGACCAUCUCCCUCGUCAAUUGUGGGCCCCCACUGAGAGCUCUGGCAGAGCGCCUGGCCCGGGUGGGGCCCCCCGAAAGUGAGCCAGCCCGGGAAGCAGCAGCCAGUGCUCUGGACCGAGUGACCCGGCUCUGCCACCGAGUCCUGGUUGACUUGCUGUUCCAGGAGCUGCAGCCCCACUUCAAUAAGCUGAUGCGCCGGAAGUGGCUGAACAGCCCGGAGGCCCUGGAUGGCAUCGUGGGCACGCUGGGCGCUCAAGCCCUGGCCCUGCGCAGGAUGCAGGAUGAGCCCUAUCAGGCGCUGGUGGCCGAGCUGCACCGGCGGGCGCUGGUCGAGUACGUGCGGCCCCUGCUCCGCGGGCGCCUGCGCUGUCGCUCGGCGCGGACCCGCAGCCGCGUGGCCGGGAGGCUCCGGGAGGACGCGGCGCAGCUGCAGCGGCUGUUCCGGCGGCUGGAGUCCCAGGCCUCGUGGCUGGACGCCGUGGUGCCCCAUUUGGCUGAAGUCCUGCAGCUGGAAGACACGCCCAGCAUCCAGGUGGAGGUGGGGGUGCUGGUGCGGGACUACCCGGACAUCAGGCGGAAGCACGUGACGGCCCUCCUCGACAUCCGCGGCCUGCACAACACAGCCGCCCGCCAGGAGAUCCUGGCCGUGGCCCGGGACCUGGAACUAUCUGAGGGGGGAGCCCUGUCACCCCCUCGGGACCGUGCCUUCUUCUCAGACAUCUCCGUGCCCCGCCCACCUUUCUGCCUCGGCCUCCCUCUCUUCCUGGGCCGCCUUCCCCUCUCCCGGCUGGCCAGGCCUGGUUUGGCCUGUCUGCCCCGGCUUCGGCCUCUGUCUCCAUCACGGCCCCCUACCCAACGCUGAGACUCCCCCAGCCCUCCACCUCAGUGCCCCCCAUCUUUGCUGCUGACAAACCGUCCUCCUGUAUGGGCCCCCUCUUGACUCCCUGCCUGGGACCACAGACCCCCCGGGGAUGGAAAGAUCCUCAGAGGUCUUUUCGGCCAUCCUUACACCCCCGUAUAGAAGAGAAACAGGCCGGAGGGAGCAAGGACUUUCCCAAGGCCACGAAGCUCAUUCCCAGCACCAGCUCCCGGCCCAGUGUGUGGUGGGUGGCGUUUUGGAAGGCUCUACAGAAGCAUCCCAUGCCCCCCCUUUCCCCUCACCUCAAGGUCUGGCCCCAGUCCAACGUAUUAAGGAAUGUACGAUACUUAGAAUAAAGAGGUUUCUAUUUAACACAAGGAAGGGCUGAGUCCCCAGUGUGUGGGGGAGGAAGGACCGGGGGCAGGGCCCAGUGCCAAGGGCUUCUCACACGCCCCGAGGCUGGGCUGGGGUCCAACUCCUGGGCAGGGCACUGGAGGAUGAGGGAGGCCCCGCAGGCCAGAAGCAGGCAAGCCAUCCAUUUACCCUGAGGCCCCAGGCCCCGUGACUCUGGGGCAGGCCCUCGGCCGCUCUCAGCCAGGGUCCCUCAUUUUGUCAAUCCCAAAGUGCCUCUCCUUCGUUCCUGGGCCUGGCGGUUCCACCUUGGCACACCCCACCCCCCUCCAUCCAUCCUCAGCCGGGAAGCUGUGUCAAGAGAGGAAGGAGGUUGGGGGCAGGGCCGGCGGCAUCCAGGGCGCCCUCCUGGGUUGAUGCAGGAAAAUCUCAGGGUGGGAAAAAUUCCAGUCUCUCACCCCCAGUCCCGCCGGAUCCUGGUCCCCACGGAGAACUUGAGGUCACCUCCCUGCUGACCCCUGCCCCUCCGGCCUGGUUGGACAGCCUAUGAUGGAUGCUUCCUGGUGUGUGUGUGUGUGUGUGUGUGUGUUUCCCUGAGAAGUGGGAAGGAGGAGGCAGCCAGGGGUCAGCUUUGGGGCUGGGGUUGGAACCUCACCCACAUGUGAACUCAGGAAGGUGGGGACUCUUGGAGCCUCUGGGCUGUGUGACCUUGGGCAGGAAGCUGCCCCUCUCUGGGGAACGGCUUAGCCUCUCUUUGCCCGGGGCCAAGGUGAACCAUCCAGAGGAUGUACCCUCCUCACUGCCACUCCUAGGAGGACACUUCCAAUGUCACUGAGGUACAACAGAGGAGUUGAGGAAUGAACGACAGGUUGCAGUUUGUAGGCAUUUCACAAAGGAUGUGUGAACCUCAGUGUGGCAGUAUUCUUUGCAGACUUGGGUACCCCCGUUAAAAAGAGCUUUACGGAAAUAGGAUUUGCAUGCCAGACAAUUCAUCCCUUUGAAGGUCUGAUUCAGUCACCCUUGGCAUAUUCGCCGAGUUGUGCAGCCAUCACCCCAGUCAAUGUCAGAACAUUGUCAUCAUCCCCAAAAGCAACCCUGCACCCCUUAGCCGUCUAUCCCCCUCAGGCCCUGGUGACCACUGGUCUACUUUUUGCCUUUGUAGAUUCGCCGAUUUCGGACAUUUCAUAUAAAUGGGAUCAUAGUAUGUGUGUGUGUGUGUGUGUGUGUGUGUGUGUGUGUGUGUGUGUGUUAAGAACACUUACCAUGAGAG